CAUAGAUCAAAGACGUCAUGGUGAAAUUAACAGCUCUUAUAUAUGUUUAUUAUCAACAUAUUAUUGAUGACAAUAUUUAGUACUUAUUGACAUAAUUGACAACAACGCACUUUUGUGCAUAUGACAACCCAGCGGUGAGCUUCAUAACAAAAGUAUUUUUGCGGAUUCAUAGUAAAACCAAUACGAAAUGGACGAAACAAAAGGGGCAAUGAGAGAGCAACUUGGUUUUCAGUCACAAUUCAACUGCAAAAUUAAGGAACAUUUAACGAAAUUUGUCGUCCAUCGUUUCACAAACAAAUGUGUAAUUUUAGUUACACAGUACGGUGGUAUUCCAAAUGUAUACUUGGUUCAAUUCGAUGCGAGCGAUGAACGUGACAAACGCAUUUCACCUUUGAAUAUAUCCGAGCUACACACGUCGGUGCCAGUGACUAUGAAAUGCUUGUUGGGUGUUGACCAAAUGGAGGUACGCGCCGGUAUACAGUUCUUAAUCAACAGAACUAAACUAAGCCAAUGUAAAACUGAAAUUUUAAUUACGCUUGGACUAAGAGAAACUAACGGUGAUAUCCUUAAAGAAAUAGCAGAUAUUCUUGAUAGAAAAGCGUUGUAGAAUCUCUUGUUCAUUUACUUAUAAUAAUUUUGUUAUAAUAAAAUAUUUUUUAAAGGCGAAUUACUAUAUGUACAUGUACAUAAAAAUAAAACAUAGCUCUAUCUUAAAUUCUCGUAGUCUAACAAUAACAAACGGAAAUUAUUGCAAAUAUUUAUUGAACGAAGCAGCUAAAUAGGAAAUAAAGUAGUUCUGAAAACUCGA
Molecule: messenger RNA, 808 nt
Organism: Bactrocera latifrons
Lineage: Eukaryota; Metazoa; Arthropoda; Insecta; Diptera; Tephritidae
Exons: 3
Coding region: 188-607 (139 amino acids)
Biological process (GO): proteasome assembly
Source: RefSeq, a predicted model, not a curated record